AUGCUCAUUCAAACUGUAUAUAUUUUCUUAAUUACUGCAUAUUUGGGUGGAUGUGAAGUUGACACUAAUAAAAUUAUCAGUGAAUUGGAGAAUGAUAAUGCAGUGGAGAAUUAUACAGCAAUAAUGCAAAGGAUUGCACCAUUCAUUGAAACAAUGCAAAUUAAAGUUCAUACUAAUGAAGAAAUUUUGAAUGAAUUAAAUAAUUUACAUCAAAAAUAUCCGCAUAUAACGUAUUUAUACGAGAUCGGCAAAUCUGUACAAGGCAGAUCACUGACUGUAUUAACUAUUGGGAAAUUCCCAAUGAAACAUACCCCAGGAAUACCGGAAUUUAAAUAUGUUGCUAAUAUUCAUGGUAAUGAGAUAUCAGGUAGAGAAUUAUUGCUUUGCUUGGCAGAUGUUCUGGUCGUAAAUUAUGGGAAAAACGAAAUGCUCACAAGACUGGUAAAUAGGACACGAAUUCAUCUCUUGCCAACAAUGAAUCCGGAUGGAUUUACGGAAGCUAUUCCUGGAACUUAUGGUUGGCUUCAGGGUCGAACAAAUGCUGCUGAUAUUGACCUGAAUCGAGAUUUUCCACAACGGUUAAAUCCAACAAUGAUCCGAAAUGUUCAACCGGAAACUCGUGCUAUUAUACAAUGGACAAAAGCAAUACCGUUUGUAUUAUCAGCAAAUUUACAUGAUGGCUCAAUGGUGGUUAAUUUCCCUUAUGAUGAUGGGAAGAUCGAAGAUAUCGAAGCAAAGACUGGUGAUCAUGAACUUUUUGUGGUACUUUCUUAUUUAUAUGCUCGAGCACAUAAGUAUAUGUGGAAGAAGGGACCAAGAUGUAUAAAUCAGCAUGAUGAUGAUGAUCUCAAUGAAGGAAUCACAAAUGGUAAUAAAUGGUAUCGCGUUUCAGGUGGAAUGCAAGAUUGGAAUUAUGUAUUUGCAAAUUGCUUUGAAUUAACAAUUGAAAUGAGUUGCGUGAAGUAUUCAACUGAUGAUCAAUUAAAGCAAAUAUGGAAUGAGCAUAAAUUUGCCUUAAUUUCUUUUAUUGAAAAGAUUCAUAAUACGAUUUCUGGCUUUGUAUUGGAUGAAAUAACUGGAAUCGGAAUACCGGAUGUUCAAAUUUCGAUCAACAAUGUCGGCAAAACUGUAUUAAGUAGUACUGAUGGUGACUAUUGGCGUUUAAUAAUACCCGGCGAAAUGAAAAUUGUUGGUGGUAAAAAUUAA
Loa loa (African eye worm) is the source of this 1206-nucleotide messenger RNA. Its product is annotated as zinc carboxypeptidase. The coding region runs from base 1 to 1206 and encodes 401 amino acids. The record is from RefSeq and is a predicted model, not a curated record. The transcript has 10 exons. Gene Ontology annotation, biological process: proteolysis. Gene Ontology annotation, molecular function: zinc ion binding; metallocarboxypeptidase activity. Lineage: Eukaryota; Metazoa; Nematoda; Chromadorea; Rhabditida; Onchocercidae.